This is a messenger RNA of Cucurbitaria berberidis CBS 394.84, 2544 nucleotides long. Its product is annotated as endoribonuclease YSH1. The transcript is spliced from 5 exons. Gene Ontology annotation, cellular component: mRNA cleavage and polyadenylation specificity factor complex. Gene Ontology annotation, molecular function: RNA endonuclease activity; 5'-3' exonuclease activity; RNA binding. The record is from RefSeq and is a predicted model, not a curated record. The coding region runs from base 1 to 2544 and encodes 847 amino acids. Gene Ontology annotation, biological process: mRNA 3'-end processing by stem-loop binding and cleavage. Lineage: Eukaryota; Fungi; Ascomycota; Dothideomycetes; Pleosporales; Cucurbitariaceae.
AUGGCGACCAAAAGAAAGGCUGCCGCAAUGGCGCCCCAGGACGACGACCCCAUCGACCCCUCCGACGAGCUCCUGUUCCUGUGCUUGGGAGGCGGUAACGAGGUGGGCCGGUCAUGUCACAUCAUCCAGUACAAGGGCAAGACAGUCAUGCUCGAUGCCGGCAUGCAUCCAGCGUACGAAGGCCUGGCCGCCAUGCCCUUCUACGAUGAAUUUGACCUCAGCACAGUAGACGUGCUGUUGAUAUCACAUUUCCACGUCGACCAUGCUGCCUCCCUACCCUACGUUCUCGCAAAGACCAACUUCAGGGGUCGCGUCUUCAUGACCCAUCCCACAAAGGCCAUCUACAAGUGGCUUAUCCAAGACUCUGUCCGCGUCGGCAACAUGUCGAGCAACUCAGAAACCAAGAUCCAGAUGUACACUGAAGCGGAUCAUCUCAACACCUACCCCAUGAUCGAGUCAAUCGAUUUCUACACCACCCACACUGUAUCUGGCGUGCGCAUCACGCCAUAUCCCGCUGGCCACGUCCUAGGAGCGGCCAUGUUCCUCAUGGAGAUUGCGGGCCUGAAGAUCUUGUUCACGGGAGACUACUCGCGAGAAGACGACAGGCAUUUGGUCUCUGCUUCUGUUCCACCAGGAGUCAAGGUCGAUGUCCUCAUCACCGAGUCAACAUUCGGUAUCUCCAUGCACACGCCCCGUGUAGAGCGCGAAACACAGCUCAUGAAAGCCAUCACCGACAUCCUCAACCGUGGCGGUCGAGCUCUGCUCCCGGUCUUUGCAUUAGGUCGAGCCCAGGAAUUGCUACUCAUCUUGGACGAGUACUGGAGUAAGCAUCCAGAAGUCCAAAAGGUCCCCAUCUACUACAAUUCCAGUCUCGCGCGGAAAUGCAUGCAAGUCUACCAAACGUACGUCUCUGCCAUGAACGAUAACAUCCGCCGCCUCUUUGCAGAGCGCAUGGCCGAAGCCGAAGCCGCAGGAGACACAGGCCGGCGCGGAGCAUGGGACUUCAAAUUCGUGCGCUCCCUCAAGUCGCUCGAGCGUUUCGACGAUCUCGGUGGCUGCGUUAUGCUUGCUUCCCCUGGUAUGAUGCAAUCCGGCACAUCGCGUGAAUUACUCGAGCGAUGGGCUCCAGAUCCACGGAACGGCGUCAUCAUCACGGGUUAUUCGGUUGAGGGCACAAUGGCGAAGCAGAUUGUUCAUGAACCUGAACAAAUCCCUGCCAUCAUGACGCGGGCAAGUAACACAGCACGGAGACCAGGCCAGCGGGAGAAUGAACAGGCCAUGAUACCCCGGCGCUGCACAGUGCAAGAGUACAGUUUCGCCGCACACGUCGAUGGCAAGGAGAAUAUGGAAUUUGUCCAGGAAGUUGCUGCUCCGGUGGUCAUCCUUGUCCAUGGCGAAAAGGGCAACAUGACCCGCCUAAGAUCCAAACUUCUUUCCUUCAACGCCCAAAAGACCGUCCCAACCAAAAUCUACUCCCCGGCAAAUUGCGAAGAACUCCGCAUCCCUUUCAAGACAGACAAGGUCGCUAAAGUCGUCGGCAAGCUUGCUUCUAUUGCACCACCUGUACCUCACCUCGACGGUGAAGGUGACGAGGAGAUAGAAGUGAGUGGCGAGGGCGAGAAGGUGGAUAUGAUCACGGGAGUUUUGAUCCAGAACGAUUUCAAGAUUUCACUGAUGGCGCCUGAGGAUCUAAAAGAGUAUGCUGGUUUGACGACGACGACGAUUCUUUGCCGCCAGCACCUUACGCUUUCAGCGGCUGGUAUUGAUCUGAUCCGCUGGGCACUCGAGGGCACUUUCGGCGCCAUCAAGGAGUCGAAAAUCAACGAUAUGGACGACGACAAAAAAGAAUCCAAGACCAACGGCAACAGCGUGCAUGACGAUGCAGAUGAAGAAGUCAGCCGGACGGAGACAAAGUUCAUGGUUAUGGACUGCGUGGGCGUGCUGGUCAAGAACGGAGGACGAGUGGAGGUAGAGUGGGAGGGGAAUGUCAUCAACGAUGGCAUUGCGGACGCCGUACUCGCUGUCCUCUUCACCGUAGAAAGCUCGCCGGCGGCAGUGAGACAAUCAUCAAAACAACACUCGCACUCCCACGCGGAUCAGAGCGAGAAAUCCGAAGCUCGGCUAACCCACCGCUUCAAACAACCUCACCCCCACCGCACUAUGGACCCCUCAACCCGUCUCGCUCGCCUUUUCCUCUUCCUAGAAGCACAAUUCGGCGAAGAUGCCGUGCGGCCCAUCACUCUGCCUCGGAACUCUACCUCCCAUGCGAAUGACACGAACGGGACGCUUCCAACCCCAGAUGCUGCCAAAUCACCGGUUUCCAAAGUCUCCGAGGAUAGCCUCAGCCCCGCGGACAAGCAAGAACUCAAACGCCUACACAACUUGGGCAUACCGGUGCCGGGGAUUGAGAUCAAGUUCGAUCGAUGGCAAGCCAAGGUGUGGCUUGAAGAUUUGGACGUGGAGUGUAGCAACAAUGCGCUUCGGGCGAGGGUCAAGGCUGUGGUAGAGAGGGGAGUGGAGACUGUGAGUGGGUUGUGGAGCUGA